UAUGCUGUAAUUAUGUGUCAAAAUUUACGUUGAGCCCCAUCAUAUUUUAAGCGCUUCCUAAUCCAAAAUGGAUGUAAGGGACGUGCUGGAUUCAUUUGGCGGCCACAGCUCUAAAAGGAACCAUCCAAGGACUGACCUCAUAACGAAACCACCCAAAAAGUUGCACCCUGUCCAAGACAAACAGAGGCCUAACGCGAAACUACCACAAGAGGAAAACAAUUGGAUAAAUGAUCUGUUCAACGAACUGAACGAGGUUAAUACGAAACCGCAAUCCAGCAAAGGCACGAAAAAGAAACUAUGUCUGGAGCCUGACCUUUUAAUCCGUUUGGAGGAGUUGCAUACAAUAAUAGGAAGUACUAUAGAAAAAAUAAAGGGUGGUAAUAACAUUAUCGAGGUGGAGCCUUCUGAGGAGUCAGUAAGUGUUUCUGAGGAGUUUUAUUGCGGCCAAAAUGCCGCAGUUAAUAAACAAGAUACCGGUAAUCCAGCAAAAAGAAUAAUAAAUCCGUUACAGAACAAAAGUAAUUUUGGCAUGAUUGAUGAUCAUAAAAGUUGUAUUUGUGAUGGAGGCUCCAGAGAAAGAGCACGAAAAAGCGACAACGUGGCACGCCUAAAUCUUGCAUCGUAUUUGAUGGAGGGACAUACCAAUGGAACUCACGAAAUUGAUAUACAACAGUGUGGAGAUUUUCGGCAAUUAGAGAGCCGUAAUGCAAUGGUGCCUAAAAGGAGAUCUUCUUGUCUGGACAUUUCGAAAUCGUUCAAACAAAAUAGAAAUAUAUGCAUUAUAAAUCAUUCAGUGAAUAGCCCCCACGAAUCCAUAAGGAUAGAAGUGAAAGAUAAUGAGUGUAAUAGACCACAAAGUUGUCCAAAAUAUCUUCCUUCUAAUUCCACUAUAGAUGAGAACGGUUUUGGAGAUGAAAAACCUCUAUCGUCUGUCUCUUCCACUGUUGUCAAAGAUAUGCUUGCACGAUGUAUGAAUGAUUUGAAGAAGAUACAUAAGUAUUUUGCACUAAAAGAACUUGAAGAAAAUAAGUGUUGUGGUGAUGAGACUUGUAAAAAGUGUGGAAAAGCUAAAAAAGUACAAGAAGAAGAAGAAGAGGUACCACCUGAAAUCAUAGCAGAAGAACCUGAAAUGAGAAGUAAUAAAUCACAACACAGCCAGGGAAGCAAAAGAAGCCCGCCGAAGAAAAAAGAACGGGACCUGGAUCAGGAGAGUAAACUAGUGAUAUCCAUAAAAGGCACAGACGAAGAAAAGGACGUAAAAAUCAUCAUUCGCCAGUGCUUAGACUGCAAACGAGCAAUCACACAAUACAACGACAACCGUAACAUAAACGUAACCGAUCCUAUAUCAACCAGCAUUCAUGAUCUCUUGUCGAUUUUGAACGAAAAUAAAUCGAAUAGAAGGAAGGGCGAGGACCAAAAAAAUCUGGACGUUUAUAAUGUAAGUACUCCAUGCAACAGCAAGAGAAACUUAGACGAUUGUGAAGUUAAAUUGGAGGAUGAUGGACACAUUUGUCUUUUGACGAAUGAAGGACAAGAAUUUUUUAUUUCUCUGGAUGAAAAUUCUAAUCAAUUGCCAGAACGAUUACCUGUAAAAUGCUUAAAAAAGGUUGCAUUUCCAGAGAAACAAAGGAAGUGCAGACCUUUUCUGAAAUCACAUGUGUGUUCUUCCUUAAAUUUCAACGUGACAACUGCAGACACGAAGUUGAGAUACAAGGGUAUUGACCAUCCUAAACCCAGCAUAGUGGUGCAGUUGAGGGAAAUUGGUGUAAAUAAUUUAUUGUUAGCCAGCAAACCAGCAAAAUGCUGUAGAAAAGCGAUAUUGAAUGAAAGAAUGAAGAGGUCCAUGCCUUAUGCAGCCAGUCUUAAGUCUUUGCCAUUGGAUGAAAAGGAUAUACGGAUGAUCCAACAGGCAGUGAAAAAUAAAAUUAAAAAUACCAAUGGUCCGAUACAACAUAAUGGCGAGGCUGAGAACACUUAUCAUGUGUAUUAUUUAUUUAUCCAGAGUACUAGUCACAAAGGGGGCGAUAAAGAUAUUUCUGUUGAAAAAAUAAAUGAAAUUAAUAAAUUAAGUUAUUAUGUGCAUCUAGUAGAUGAUAUUAAAUAUGACAGCAAAAAGGAAUUUACUGUGAUGCAUUUUUCAACUGAUAUCAAGAACAUUAAAGACUUCUUUAAUUAUUUUAUUUACUUAGAUGAUAUACAUUAUCAUGAUAACAGAUAUAAUGUACUGUAUUUCAUCAAUUUCAAUGAUAACAAAGCAAAAAAACCUGUGAAGAACCAAGAUAAACCAAAGAACAAAUCUAAUGAUUCUAAAAUUCCAGUUUUGGCAACCAGGAAUGAUAAUUUAAGAGGUCAACGAAGGAAAAGCCUCGAAAUAAACAGAAAUAAGAAUAGUAAUUUAAAAUCACCUACUUUGUCUCUGUCCAAGAGGAGUAUUGUUUCACCCAGGGUAACGAAACUAAUAUCAAACGAAACUUGUAAAGCUGGUAGUGCAAAGAAGGAUUAUUUAAGAGAUGUUACUACAAAUGUAAACUCUAAAAUAAAAGUUACCAAACCCUUAACAACUAAUAUACAAGUACGUUCUGUAAAGGGUGGAAAGAAAGAGAACAUGAAGGAUGAUAAUUUAAAUGUUACAAAAAUAAAUAAGAACUUAUCCAAUGUUAAUAAUCAACGUAGUGACAAAAAGGACUCUUGUUUGUUAUCGAGUUCAACAGAAAGAAAAUAUAUAAUUCCAGCAAACUCUGUCAAAUUUCGAACGAAUUCUCCUGAGAGUAAAUCUGAACUCUGUAAAAUUUCUCCAGAAGACUCUUCCAUUUGUAAUUCAAACCUAGAAACUAUGAAGGAGUAUGACAUUGCAACAACCCAACUGCAAAAAUUUAAGAGUUAUUUUAAUGUAGAUUCGAAUGAUAAUUUUAAAACUAAACAUUCGCCCACGAAGGGUUCUAAGGACGAUGAACAUAUCUCUAACAGAAGUGAAAUAUCGAACAUUUCUUUGAAUUCUCGCACUUCAUUUCGAAAGAGAAAAAAGAAACGACAGUACAUGUGUAGUAGAUCGAGAUCUGCGCAAGGAAUUGACUGUUCUACAGCUUCAGCAACAUCCGUUGAAACUGUUCAAGAAGUGAAGAAAAAAACGGACGAAAGUGCUUUAUUUAAAGAUAAUGGGCGGGAAUUCAUUAUGAAUUUUUUGAAGGAAUUUAGCGGGAGAAUAAAGCAAAAUUUUAAAAAUUGUGAAAGUUCCACUACAUCUUUUCCAGCUAUUAAAGAAAUGAAACAGUUAAGCACGAACAAUGUUUUGAAGCAAACUACCAAGACUCAGCUAAGUAAGAGUGACAUCAAAACUAUUGAAGAUAUGCUUCUGAAAUUUCUGAAGAAUUUUGGAGAACAAGUUCAUGAAGAUUCGGCCUUCCAUACCAUGAAUAAACUUGUUAAUAGUUUUGUGAAAAAACGUAGAAAUUUUAAAGAUAUAUCCUCACCAAAAGUUUCUCAACCUAAUGUGGAUGCCUAUAUUGAAGAUGAAGAAAGGAACUUUAUUCAAAUUCAGCAACCGUUGAUGAAAACCAUACAAACCGAUCCAUCUAUCUUCCAAAGAACUAUAUCAUUACAAGUUCUGUUAUUUGAUGGGAUUUGCGAAAAUUAUUCGUUUCAAGUUUGUCCUAAACAAAUAUCUGGUAUUGCGAGUAAAGAUAAAAAUGAAAGCAUGGUGAAUGACAAAAGUGUUUUGUCGUAUUACAAUUUUAAAAUAUCUGAGGAAAUUUUACCUCCAAUGGCCGACACAAUUUGGGAAUAUGGAGAAUCUUAUACUGGCUGCGAGUCCACCUCUAUUUCUCAAGUCACACUGAAUGAAAGUAACAAAAUUGUAAAGAGUCGUGAGUCAACAAACUGUUCUUGUAGAACGAAUCAGGAAUUUAUAGUAUUUUGCAAUAGUGACCCACCUUCAUAUUUAAAAUCAAAAAGAUCGAAUAAUUCAGCUGCAACAUCGAGUAUAAAUAAUUUACCCAGAUUGGCGAAUUAUACAUUCCUAAAACAAAAUAAAUCAAGUAUAGUUUCAAUGGAAGGUGAGUUACUUUGUCAAAAAUGUGGCCAUUUUAAGAGUCCUUUAGAAGCAGCUUCCAUGACAAAACUAUGUACAUGUGAAAACGAAAUCCCUCUUAAUAAUCAAACACAAAUAGUAAUGACUGUUUCAAAUCCUCCAAAGCAAACUUCCUCUUUAUCGGAUAGUGGUCUUUACACAAUCAACUAUGCAAAUAGAGGAAAUACUGGAGCGCAACAAAAUAAGGGAAGAGAACUAAAAGCCAUAGAACCACCACCAAAUCGAGAGAGUGAAGGGAAAGCAUCAGAAACACUUCCAUCAAAUAAACAAGAUCAUGAAACUCAAAUACAAUCGCCCCAAAAUAAAACUGGUAACACAAAAAGUGAUCAACCCACACAAUCAGAUGAGACAGAGCAAACUGAAAAAAUACCAGAUCAUUGUAAAUCAGAAAAGGAAGUACAAAAAACUGACAAGACUGAAAUAAGAUUUAAAACUUGUCCACCUACCAGACAUAAAGAGAUUCAGUGCUCUUGUCCUAAAAUUAAACUACCGUGCGAAUAUUGCUCAAAUGCGUAUACUAAACAAAGAAAAGAUGCUUGUAAAAAAGCAAGGUGUUACGAUAAUAUCAUGAAGCUGUGUCUGCUACCCACGAUAUCAGUUAUAAAAAAAUUGACCGGUGUUGACAAAGAUCCAGCCGACAAAUUGUGUCCACAUUGUAAAGGUAAAGUUGACGAAGCAAAGGCGAGUGAUGAAGACUCUCUUCGCAAUUUGAAAUCAUGUCCUGACGAAACGCCUUGCAGAAAGGGCAGUGAAACUGAUUCAUCAAAGCGUCGACGUCAUACAUGUUCUAAUGUUGAUUGUAAGAAAAAGAAAACUGAAGAUUCAUCGAAGAAACGUCAUAAAUCACAUCACUGCGAUCAACCACAAGCUUACGCCAGUAAUGUGAUCGUCAAUCGAAGGGAAAUAAACGGUGGUAAACAAGACGUUUAUGACUUAGAUUCAAUUAUUCGAGAGCUGGACAAUUUUAAAGAGAAAUGUAGUAGUGAGAAAUUAAACAAACAGUUAUUAAAAGAUUUAAGGAAUGCUAACUGUCGCGAUGUCUUGUAUUUAACUGAAAAAAAUUUGGAUGGCACCAAAUCCGAAAAUACAUUUUAUGCUGUAACUAAAGUUAAUGUUAUAAAGGAGAGUGAUGAGGUAAAAAUUGUUGCAGUCGAACCAGUUUUUAGGAAAUUAUUACAGUGUGGAAUUGAAAGAAAUGUUGUUAAAAGCAAAUAAAGUUUGGAAAAAUUUUA
This is a messenger RNA of Aethina tumida (small hive beetle), 5319 nucleotides long. RefSeq lists its product as uncharacterized. The transcript has 8 exons. The coding region runs from base 68 to 5302 and encodes 1744 amino acids. The record is from RefSeq and is a predicted model, not a curated record. Lineage: Eukaryota; Metazoa; Arthropoda; Insecta; Coleoptera; Nitidulidae.